This is a messenger RNA of Lymnaea stagnalis (great pond snail), 6321 nucleotides long. The record is from the annotation of a GenBank genome assembly. Lineage: Eukaryota; Metazoa; Mollusca; Gastropoda; Lymnaeidae.
GUUUGCGGCAAUCGAUCACAGACUGUGUGGGGAGACGUUUAGGCGGGCUCCGAGUUCAUUCCGUUUUGUACCGAGAUAGUUGGUGUUAUCACUGGUCGGCUCGUUCAUUUUCUUUUGUUGUCUGGACUAGGCAGGUAAGAUAAGACCUGUGUAGCUUGGACCUGGUCUCGUCUGACAUGUUCUCUGGACCAGGUCCCGUGUGUCAUUUUGUCAUGUCUGCACCAGGUCCUAUGAGUCUUAUUGUCUGGACCAGGUUCUGUGUGUCUUAUUGUCUGGACCAGGUCAUAUGUGUCUUAUUGUCUGGACCAGGUCCUGUUUGUCAUAUUUUCUGGACCAGGUCCUGUGUGACUUAUUGUCUGGACCCGGUCCUGUGUGUCAUAUUGUCUUGAACUGGUCCUGUGUGUCUUAUUGUCGGGACCAGGUACUAGAUGUCUUAUUAUCUGGACCAGGUCCUAUGUGUCUUAUUGUCUGGACCAGGUCAUGUGUGUCUUAUUGUCUGGAUCAGGUCUUGUGUGUCAUAUUGUCUGGAUCAGGUCCUAUAUGUCUUAUUGUGUGGACCAGGUCCUGUGUGUCAUAUUGUCUGGACCAGGUCCUAUGUGUCUUAUUGUCUGGACCAGGUCCUAUGUGUCUUAUUUUCUGGACCAGGUCCUGUGUGUCAUAUUGUCUGGACCAGGACAUGUAGUUCAUGUUGCCUUGACUAGUUCAGUUGUCUCAUGUUGUCUGGACCAGGACAUGUAGUUCAUGUUGUUUUGACUAGGUCCUAUGUCUCAAGUUGUCUGGACUAUCUCUUAUGUGUUUUGAUGUAGACUGGACUAGGUCCUGUUAGUCAUGUUAUCUGGAUCUUGUCUCGUGUGUCAUGGCUACCAGGCAUGUCCUUGUCCCGUAAAUCGUGUUGUCUUCAUCAUUUAGAUGAUACAUGACACAGCUUUCUUACUUUUGUGCUUUGUGGCUAUGUUAGCAGAGUAUAUAUCCCUUUCACAGUCCUGAUCAAAUCAUUGUGCCUUGAAUUUUACUAUUAUUUCAGAUUACACCUUUGUUAAUGCUAAAAAACCAACUGAACAUUUCUAGCCUGUGAUUAUAAUAUAAUCAUUGAGAUUAAAGUAAUACAUUAUUUAUAAUUUUUUUUUUUACGAUUCGAAUCAAAUAUCAGAGGUGAAUCAUCGCAGAGGGAACUAAGGUAAAAGUCAAGAAGAUCUCUCAGCCCACGACAUCGGUACGUUGCUAUGGCAACCAAAACUUCGUAAGUGUUUAUUUUUUUUCUCAGGGUGAUAAGGUUAUUAUUUAAUUUGUGUGGUGUGGCACACAUACUUGGCAUGUCGAAAAAUAAUAGUUACAUUCAUAAUAUGUGACUAGCGCCGUCAGCAAAUAGCGAUCUUUAUAUAUUGUAUGUGACUAGCGCCUUCAGCAAUAGCGAUCUUUAUAUAUUGUAUGUGACUAGCGCCUUCAGCAAAUAGCGAUCUUUAUAUAUUGUAUGUGACUAGCGCCUUCAGCAAAUAGCGAUCUUCAAAUAUUGUAUAUGACUUCAAAAAAAGAUUUCAUAAUUAUAUCUGACUGGUGCCUUCAAAAGUAAGAUUUCAUAUAUAAAUGUGACCAGUGCAUUAUCCUAAUUAUACGAGACUAGUACCUUCAGAAAUGACAAUGUUUAUGGGAAAACUGGCAUCUAACUCUAGCAAAUCGAGUUUUCGUUCCUCCUGGAUUAUUAUUAUACUUCUGAUUGCAACCAAAUCAAUUACCGCUUCUCCGAUUCUAGCCAAUAAUGUCUGACCCUGCAUCCAAUCAUCCUCGUAAUUGACCUACGCCUAAGCAAUGGAACAAGAUCCGAUGACAUUCUUCUAUAUCCUGACAUAGUUUAUUUUAUAUUCCAAACACGUUUCUAAAGUCAAACGUUUAACAGAGAGAAAACACGAACAUGUAUUUUAUAAUUCCUCCUUGAAAGUUGACUCAACCAGUUUGAAGUGACCAUUUUUAUCGAAAAUCAAAGGCCCGAUUUUGUUGCACACUUUCCACAAGCUGAUCAAAUCUGAACUUUUCAAUGUCUCAGCAUGACGUCCUGGGCUGGACACGAUCCCUUACAGAAGUUCGGCAACACUGACCACUGGACAAAGAUGAAACUCAGGGUAGGUGAACGCUCAAUUUGUUUUCCGUCAUCACAAGUCGGUAGAUACUUCGUCAAAGUCGGUAUGUAGUAAAAGUCGCAGUAGAUCGUUAGCAAGUGUCGAUAGAUACUUCGUCAAAGUCGGUAUGUAGUAAAAGUCGCAGUAGAUCGUUAGCAAGUGUCGGUAGAUACUUCGUCAAAGUCGGUAUGUAGUAAAAGUCGCAGUAGAUCGUUAGCAAGUGUCGGUAGAUACUUCGUCAAAGUCGGUAUGUAGUAAAAGUCGCAGUAGAUCGUUAGCAAGUGUCGGUAGAUACUUCGUCAAAGUCGGUAUGUAGUAAAAGUCGCAGUAGAUCGUUAGCAAGUGUCGGUAGAUACUUCGUCAAAGUCGGUAUGUAGUAAAAGUCGCAGUAGAUCGUUAGCAAGUGUCGGUAGAUACUUCGUCAAAGUUGGUAGAUAGUAACAAUAGUCGAAAGAUUGUUAGAAAAAUUUGAUGGAUUGUUAGCAAAAGUCGGAAAUUAGUUACCAAAAGUCAGUAGGUAGUUAGUAAAGGUUGGCAGAUCGUGGCGAAGAUGAAUCUCAAUAUUAAUUCGAUAUAUCGAAUAUAUAUAUAUAUAUAUUUACUCCUGCAGUUUGCAAGUACACCGGUCUAAAUUUAUCAAUCGGGCAAACCUGUAUAAUGAUUUGAAUCCAACAGUUUGUAUGGUAUUAGAAACGUGUCCAGUACCGAAGAAUAUUCUUUAAGAGUAAAUAAGAAAAUGAAAACACAUUUUUAAUUUUAUAUUUUGUAUGUUAAAUAAAAUAUACCUUUAAUAUUCAUAUAAGAAACGACCACAUCUUUUGCAAUUGUUUUUGGUGACCUGUAGAAACAUGAAAAAUUUUGCUAAGUGUAGAAACAUGACGUUUUCUUUGGUUACCCGUAGAAAUAUGACAUUUUUGAUUGACUGUCAAAACAUGACAUUUUUGACUGACUGUCAAAACAUGCAAUUUUGGGUGGCUGUCAAAACAUGACAUAUUGGCGUAAGUAGAAUGUGAAUGUCCCAUUUAGUCCAUUUGACUAAAUAAAGAUGAUUAGCGAAAUUAGUUUUUAACGAUAUUUGUUUUUUUUUUAGAUAUUCACUAUUCUUGUAAAAAUAAUUAUGUAAUAUGUAUAUCUCACCGUUUUCCUACAACUCCUUUUACAAUUCCUCGAUUAGCUCCCUUUAACGUCUCUUUACUUUGCCUUGUCUUUUCAGCUUAUUUAACUGUGAAAUAAUCGAGAGAGAAUAGUAAUGCCAUUAAACAAUCUCAUGGCAUGCUUCUUAAUGCAUUUUUUCCUAAUUUAUUGUAUUUUUUAAAAAUUGUUUGCAGGCUGAAAAACAAAGAGGCUUACAAUCAGCCAUCGGCCAACGAUCUGGAGACAACAUCAACACAGGUACGUGACGUCAUGAGGGGGGCUUUUAUUCAAAGUUUUGAAUUCAAAAAUAUAUAAUUGAGCCCCGAGAUAACGCGAUCCCCAUAUUAUUGAUCAUUAACUCUCGAGUUAUCCACUGUAUAACCUUGCAAGCAGUGUUGAUUUUAAAUUGUGUAUUUUAAAAUGAUCCACGCACAAGUCUGAGCGUCUAGUACUUUACUUAUCAAAUGAGCCUUCAGAUGUUGACCAUUGUUACAAAGUAUUACCCCGAAAACAUUUAUAUUUACAUGAGCGGGGUUAGUUCAAAUACAUUUUGGUCAAAGAAUCUUGUUUAGAACGGUGUUGAACUUUGAGAAAUACUAAACGAAUGACCAAAACUCUUAAGCACAUGUCCCACACAAACAAAAAGUACAAUUUUUCUACUAAUUCGCUGAGGAAGGUUCGUCGUUCCGGGGUUUGGUUGUCUCGAAGGUUCGUCGUCUCGGGGGCUGGUUGUCUCGAAGGCUCGUCGUCUCGGGGACUGGUUGUCUCGAAGGUUCGUCGUCUCGGGAGCUGGCGGUCACAACACCUAUAUGGAAAAAAAAACUAAUUUUUAGUGGAAAUGCUUAAUUUUGUUUUAUAUCCAUUUACUUGCUUUUUAGUUAAGAAAAAAACCCAAAAAAACUUGCGAGUCACUAGAUUUAAAUAUCCGUAUAAUUUAGGGAUGAAAAGGUCACCAAUUAAUUUGUUGGAAUAAUGUUAUUAAUGAUUUUUAGAAAAGCAAUAAUUUUUUGAAAUUAAAUUUCUUGUUCUAUUUAUUGACAGAAAGUCAAGCAGAUCUGUUUGGUAUUUCUCCUGACCUUUUGUGUAACACCGGAAGGAGUCAAACUUUUAUAUCCUCCAAACCAAAGGUCAGUGGUAACGCUGUGUCAAAAAGGGAAGUGACGUCGUUCAGUACACGUGACGUUAAAACUUCACGUGGUAAAGUUGAUGGAUUGGAUGGGUUUGGGUGGGGAUGGUUAAUGUUGACGGUGGACGGUCUUGUCACGGUUAGGGUCUGGUAAGGAGUUACGAGGGAUGGGAGGGGGGGUUGAGGCAUGGAGGAGGAGAGGUGACGGUGGAGAGUUGUAGGUGCAGUGGUGUUGGAGAGAGGUGUUCAUGGAGAGGUGUUGGUGGAGAGGUGUGGUGGAGAGGUGUGGUGGAGAGGUGGCGGGGGAGACUUGUAGGUGCAGGGGUGUUGGAGAGAGGUGUUCAUGGAGAGGUGUUGGUGGAGAGGUGUGGUGGAGAGGUGGCGGUUGAUAUUCCAUCGCUUAGGAUGAACUGUUACCCUGACGGAACGCUUGUUGGCUACCAUCAAACGUUUGCUGUCGACCCUUGUUUAAAUUUGAUGCCAUCUUUUACUUUUUUUUUCUUUUUGAGAGACAUGCUCUGAAAUCUUUCUCAAUCAUGCGGAAUGAGUUUCGUACGUAGGAAAGUGUUAACAAAAGCAUUUCAAUUGAUCUGUUCAAUAUCGAAAUGUGAUGAGCUAUUUUAAGCUUACGUAGACCACCAGCAACAACAGCAUUAUUAUUAAUUUUUCAAUUCAUGCCAUCAGAAAAACGCUCUGGAAAAUUGCUACCACAAGAAGGCAAAAGAAGGAUUCAGAUACUGGGACAUUUACAGACCUAAACCAACCAAAUGUGAGUGUUCUGGAGAUGGUUUUACUGGGUACAUUCUUAGCUCCAGUGAAAUAAACGGCUUUAGGAUGUUCCUUUAAUUUUAACGUUUAAAAUAAUACUUCUCGAUUUCAUCGUGUAUACGUAAAUAUCCAUGACGAAAGAUAACAUGAUGGUUUCAGAUGGUUUUUAUUUUUUUUAAAAUAUACGUCAAAAAUUCAUGUUGUCUGGUUAUUUACAGUAACUAGAAGUAGAGACGGGGAACUAAGCACCAGCUUAUUAGUGUGAAUGUGUAGCUGGUUUAAAAGAGUAGUUGAAAUGCGCUGUCGACAGGGGAAAAUUUCUUUUGUUGAAAUGUAUAGUUUUUCUUUGAUUAAAAAAAAAACAAGUAAUAGCCUAACGCACGAGAAAACGCUCUGAUCAGCACAUAUUUAACGUUAUGGCUAUGUUGUAUAUAGUGUGUGAGGCUUGUUAAGUGAUGCCGAUAUUUUAGCCGGCCACCAACAGCUUCUAAUAAACAGAACGUUAAAAAGGGUUAACAUUUAUUUAGUCUACUGAUUAUGAAGUGUUAAUUUUUUUAUAUUUCGAAAAAAUUUGAGUCUUACAAAAUUCUAAUCAAUAAAUCUCUAUGCUUAUUUUUUUUUCAGUUGGUAAAUACGGCAUAGGCUCUUAUAAAAUGGUCCUGGGAUUAGGAGCAGCCCCAAGAACUUGAGGACCGCUAACAUCAUAGGCUUCGUAACAGAGGGAAGCCCCCCCCCGCCCCCACUGUGAUAUGUUUUCAGUUUAGGUUGACCUAGCCGUUGACCUUUGGACGCCUUAUACAACUCUUUCAUAUACUUUUUUAUGUUUUAUUGAUUUCUUACCUUUCGACUUACUCUAUAGCUUGUCGGCCGAUUUUCGAGUGCUGAAUUUUUUUAAUGAUCGGUGUGUGUUGAAGUCUGGGAAUGAACGCGUGGAAAAGAAAGGUUGUAAUUUCUUUUAGCUGUUUACCGAUAUUUGUAUAUGCAAUCUUUACAGUCAGCAUUAACUUGUCCAUAUCCUUUUAUCCGUUUUUUUUUGUUUUUUUUAAAAUAUUUAUUGAGAAUAAGCAAUUCCAAAGAGUGUACAGUUGGAAUUAGUGGGUUGUUGUUUAUAAAUAUUGAGAUUAUUGUAGACAAUUGCUUUGUAGAAUUAUAGAAUAAAUGUAAUUACAAGCCACAAAG